Molecule: messenger RNA, 816 nt
Organism: Elaeis guineensis (African oil palm)
Lineage: Eukaryota; Viridiplantae; Streptophyta; Magnoliopsida; Arecales; Arecaceae
Source: RefSeq, a predicted model, not a curated record
AUGCAUUUUGGUGGAUGAGAGGGACAAUGUUGUUGGACAUGAAUCUAAAUACAAUUGCCAUCUGAUGGAAAAGAUUGAAUCUGAGAAUUUGCUGCAUAGGGCUUUUAGUGUGUUCCUGUUCAACUCAAAAUUUGAGUUGCUUCUUCAGCAAAGAUCUGCAACAAAAGUAACCUUUCCUUUGGUAUGGACAAACACCUGCUGCAGCCAUCCUCUUUACCGUGAAUCUGAGCUCAUAGAGGAAAACUACCUUGGGGUUAGGAAUGCGGCACAGCGGAAGCUAUUGGAUGAGCUGGGCAUACCACCGGAAGAUUUACCUGUUGAUCAGUUUAUUCCUCUCGGACGCAUCCUAUACAAGGCCCCAUCUGAUGGAAAGUGGGGAGAACAUGAGCUUGAUUAUCUGCUUUUUAUUGUUCGUGAUGUGAAAUUGCUUCCUAAUCCUGAUGAAGUUGCCGAUGUUAAAUACGUUAAUCAAGAUCAGUUGAAGGAGCUACUGCAGAAAGCAGAUGCUGGGGAAGAUGGUGUGAAGCUAUCCCCUUGGUUCAGGCUGGUUGUCGAUAACUUUCUUAUAAAAUGGUGGGACCAUCUCAAAAAAGGCACUCUUCAGGAGGCUGUGGACAUGAAAACCAUUCAUAAGCUGACAUAAAAGAAGUUGGUGUAUUUUUAUCACUUGAAUAAUGUUGGGAAACCAAACCUGCUUCAGUUCUUGCAAAAGUAAAUUAGCAUGUUAUGGUUUUUGUAAUGCACUUGGUAUCAAAUUUCAGUUGGUUAAGAAUUACAAUUUAUUGUGAAUCAGAUCUCGUUUACAAUUUUUCAAAA